ACUUGUAUAAAUUCAUAAUUUUGAUUUCUUACCUCUUUAAUGGAAGAAAUACCAAACAAACUGAGGCUGUAUGGAACUGAGGCAAGCCCUUAUGUUCGUAGAGUAAUAUGGGCUCUCAAAAUUAAAGGUAUUGAGUAUGACUUUGUCCAAGAAGAUCUUUCCAACAAGAGUCCUUCCCUUCUACGCUACAAUCCCAUCAACAAGACGGUUCCGGUGCUCGUCCACGCCGGAAAGGCCAUCGCAGAGUCGGUUGUGAUACUCGAAUACAUCGAGGAAACAUGGCCCGACCCUACACCCUUGCUCCCCGAACAUCCUUACGAGAGAGCCAUGGCUCGUUUCUGGAUCGCCUACGGAGAUCAAAAGCAACAUCACGUAUUUCACAGCUUCCUUGCGUGCUCGGAGGAGGGUAAAGAGAAGGCGGCGAAAGACCUGAUGGAAAUGUUGAAGAUCGUUCAAGAUGAGGCUUUAGGAGAUCAAAAGUUCUUUGGUGGUAACACGCUUAGUUUGGUGGACUUGUGUUACGGUUGGCUUACCUCGUUGAAGUACGUGGAACGAGUCGUGGGCGUGCGGGUGCUGGAGCCCACGACUCUUCCAAAGCUGCACCGGUGGAUGCAGGAUUUCUCGGAAGAGCCUCUGGUUAAGGAGAAUCUUCCAGACUUGGAGGCGAAGUUGCCAGAGCUCGAAACCUUAAGGAAGCAUCUUAUGUCGACAAACAAGUGAUGGGAGUCUUGGAUAACACUUCAAGAGUCGUUAGAGGUAGUUACCUUUCCAGAAAUCCACAACAAACCAACCCCUCAAGAUCUAAAUAUCAACCAUCUGACGACAUCUUGCUAUCUCCCGGAAGUGCACUGAUCUCCUCACCUAUUUGAAGGCUGAUACGAAUAUAUCUUCAGAAUAUCCACAUAUCUUUAUUAUUCUAUAUAUUAUUGAUUUAGCAUAUCUUUCCUAUUAUCUUGAUAAUUGAGUUAGGUUAUUUCUAUUAUAAAUAGGAGUGUUUGUUAUUCCUUUCAAUCAAUGAAGAAAUAUUAUAAACUUA
Molecule: messenger RNA, 1036 nt
Organism: Salvia hispanica
Lineage: Eukaryota; Viridiplantae; Streptophyta; Magnoliopsida; Lamiales; Lamiaceae
Product: glutathione transferase GST 23-like
Biological process (GO): glutathione metabolic process
Cellular component (GO): cytoplasm
Molecular function (GO): glutathione transferase activity
Source: RefSeq, a predicted model, not a curated record